Pimephales promelas (fathead minnow) is the source of this 2043-nucleotide messenger RNA. Lineage: Eukaryota; Metazoa; Chordata; Actinopteri; Cypriniformes; Leuciscidae. The record is from RefSeq and is a predicted model, not a curated record.
ACAACCAGAGGAGGAGUUGAUGAUGUACGACAAGAGGAAGAGCUGUAACUAUAUCUAAUGAAGACGAAGACGCACAGAAGCAGAAAUGUCUGAUCAGUGUGAUCUGUGUCUGCUGGGACUGAUCAUUCUCUCUUCACUUCUCACAGGCACCAGUGGAUUGGAUCAUGUGUUCAUCGGUUCUGGUGUAGAUGUCCGUCUGUCCUGUAAUAAAACUCUUUCUGGCUGCAAAUCAACUACAUGGAUCUACAGCAGAUUCAGAGAUUCAGGGACAGUUGAACUGAUUAAAUUAGGGGAAAAGAAUGAAGACACAGAGAGACAUGAGAGACUGAGUCUGGAGUCUGACUGCUCUCUGAACAUCAAGAACGUCACAGAAGAAGAUUAUGGAUCUUACACCUGCAGACAAUAUGUGAACGGACGACAUCACGGAACUGAUGUACAUGUUUAUCUGCAUGUUCUUCAUGUUUCAGUUUCUCCAUCAUCAUCAUCAUCAUCUUCAUCCUCACAGACUGAGAUCAGUCCAGGCCGCUCUGUGACUCUCUCCUGUCAGUUGUAUUCAUAUAUUAGAUACUCCUGUAAUGAUUUGGUCAGUUCUGAAGGACUUGAGCUGUUGUGGGUGAAUCAGACUGGUGUUAAUCUGAAGACAGACUCCAGAUAUCAGAUAUCAUCAGAUCAAUAUCGCUGUAUCAUCACUCUGACUACAACACUCCUGAAUGAAGAUAACAACAGAGAGUGGAGAUGUCGGCUUACUCUCAGAAAUCAACUCCAGACCUUAGUCACAUACACUGUCAAGUAUUCAGCUCCAGUUGAUCCAACAACAACAGUGAGUCCUUCUACAAAAGCUCAAGCUGAUACAACAAAACCAGACACAAACUCUCAGGAUCAUUUGACUACAAACACAGUCAUAGGGAUUUCUGUCGCUGCAGUCGCUGUUCUCCUUCUUGCUCUUCUCUGGCUGAUCUACAGAAAAACAGCUGAUAAUAAAAGAGGGACUGGCGACUCUGCGGUCAAAGAUGAGAAUGAACAUAAAGAGACGUAUGAGACGAUCAACAUGUCCAUUCCUCCUGCUGCAAGAGCCGAUGAGCAGACAGAUGAGGUGACUUAUUCUGAGGUCACUUCUUCCAGUACAAAGCCAGCAAAAUCGCUCAGUGAUCAUGAUACCGUGACUUACGCUGCCAUCAGAGGAAGAGAAGAUAAACCGCAGGAUGAACUUUACAAGAACUAGACCAUAAAUAAACAUUAAUGAUUCAGAUCAUGAUCUCAUCAUACGGGAAGUUUUCAUCUCUCUGGUGUUUGGAGGAACUAUCAUCUCGUCUGUAGUCGAUCAGAGCACAGAAUCUCAUCUAUAUCAUCACGGCUACAGUAAAAGAAAAACUUUGCCAUGUUUUCAUACAGACCUUCUGGGGUCUUUCCGUCAGCAGUGGCUUGACUCCCUCCCCUCUUUCUCUCUGUGUUUUGAUUUCCCGCCGUGUGUUGUCUGUUGUUGUUUUGCUUCGGUUCUGUGUCAAGAUUUGGACCUCAUUCGCUCUGUCUUGUUUUGAGGUAAUGGCUUGUUAUUGUGUUUGCUGGCCGUGUGCUUGUGUUUUUUGUCAUUUUUGUUGUGAGCAUGCGUGUUUCCUCAUGCCAUGUGGUCUCCUUUCAAUUGUCUAACCCCUUGUGUCCUGAUUAUUGGUUAAUUUUCCUCACCUGUCCUCCCUCAUUACCUGCUUUGUUUGCUCCCUAUUUAUUUUCCUUGUGUUUGCAGUCCUGGGCUAGUUCGCUGUCGUAUGAGGUUUUCAAGAGCACGAUGUGCGUCUGUAACCAGUUAUGAUUAACUAACAAAUGUUACGUGCUGUUGUGUAGACAAUUAUAAUUGCUAACUAACACAACAUUAAACGUUAACUAUAAUUUAAAUUAAGAAAUGGGCGCAUUGAAAGGUCUUUACGAUUGGUUGUGAAAGCUGCCUGUUCUGCAUCAUAGACAUAUAUAAACUAGACGUCACCUUGGCUACGGCAGUUCAUUGGAACGAAUGCGUCAAUAGAGCCGCCAUCUUGAAACAGACGAGCC